AUGGCGCCUUGGGAAGAGUUCGAUAUUGCGUUUGCCUUCAAGCGGGAUUUUUCUUAUGAUCACAAGCUCGUGGACCAAAUAAUCUCUAAUCGACGGGUGCUUGAUCAUGUCCUCUUCGUUGACCGGCUGUUGAAAAUACUCGGAAUUGAGGCUGGUAAGAGAUUUUUGGGGCCCAAAAUGGAAUCUAUGAGCAAGGCUAAUGUGUAUGGUGUAGCAUCAAAGAUAUACCCCCCGAGAUCUAACCAAAGCUUGCGAUCCCUCUUCCAGCAAAUCAUCUCAUCGUCUUCGCCCAAUCACCACAAACAAUCCUUGAUCUACUACAUCUUGAAAGACUGCCGAGGAACUACCGAGAAGUCAGGCGCUUUGCAGUUUGCCAGGACAUGUUAUCUACCGGAUAAGUACAGACUAUUUAUUGACGGGCUAUGGUACCUCGAUAAGCUAGAGUUUCGAGUGAGUAUCCAGCUAGUACUGAAAAUGGACGCAGAAGCUAACCCAGGUCUACAGCGCGCCCUGGAGUAUAUUACAGAGCCAUCCUUAAUACCCACCUUCUCCGAUGAAAUUCUCUAUGUCCUCUCAGCCUCGUCGAAGCAAGAUGACGGCCUUGCUAUAGCCUACUAUGUAACCGUUCAGCCCCCGCUAGCUUCUCAGAAAGCUCUCAAUGCAUAUUUUGGAUCGCUGUGUCGAACUGGAGUUCCGGAAGCGUUUUAUUUCCUAAGACAACAGCCCGAAGAGAAUAGUUCGUCGCUAUUAGAACAGCUCAUAACCUUUGUUCUUUCCACAAAGGCCGGAGAGUUAAGGGCUAAACGUGCCAUGGAUCUCAUAAACUUACCUUUUAGCGAGACCGAAGAAGAGUGCUUCAAUGACUUACUCUUACGCGGUAAUGCAAAAAACUUGCACGGUGCUCGGGAUACAGUCAUGAUGAGACGGGUUGCUACUGGGCGAGUGGAAAAUUUGGACAGCGAACUGGAGUCACUUGGAGGGCGCAGGCUGGAGGGCCUUAACUGGGAUGAUCUGAAGAGAAAUCUCAAGUCUACCAAUUCUGUGGAAGCUUGA
This is a messenger RNA of Trichophyton verrucosum HKI 0517, 1053 nucleotides long. RefSeq lists its product as uncharacterized. The record is from RefSeq and is a predicted model, not a curated record. Bases 1 to 1053 code for a protein of 350 amino acids. NCBI's taxonomy places the organism in Eukaryota, Fungi, Ascomycota, Eurotiomycetes, Onygenales, Arthrodermataceae. The transcript has a single exon.